Radiomyces spectabilis is the source of this 3042-nucleotide messenger RNA. RefSeq names its product Dos2-interacting transcription regulator of RNA-Pol-II-domain-containing protein. Gene Ontology annotation, cellular component: cytosolic [4Fe-4S] assembly targeting complex. Lineage: Eukaryota; Fungi; Mucoromycota; Mucoromycetes; Mucorales; Radiomycetaceae. The transcript is spliced from 23 exons. The coding region runs from base 1 to 3042 and encodes 1013 amino acids. The record is from RefSeq and is a predicted model, not a curated record. Gene Ontology annotation, biological process: iron-sulfur cluster assembly.
AUGACCAGCCGUUGUCGCCAGCUCAUUAGCGAUUGGCUCGUGUCCUCUCGUGACGAAGUCGAUCCGUCACUCCUUGCACACAUUCUCCUAGACCUGACAAAGUCCAUCAUCACUAUAUCCAAUGUGCUCGACAUAGUAGGCGCUUGGUGGGACGAGGCAGAAGGCGUCUACCGAGCCAAAUGCAUCGAUCUCUCGACUCAAGUCAUCUCACACAGUCGAAAUAAUCUCGACAAUGUGGCAGUGCAAGCCUUGGUGGAGUUCGUGUCCACCCACCUCGCCGACCCCGCGAUGGUUGCCCCGUGGUUUGAUAUGUUGAGCGUGGUGACAGCCACGCCGUGUUUCAAAAGUCACCAUGCUACCUUGAUUUGCCAAUCCAUCUUUUCGGAAAUUGACAGCAAAAAAUUGAUCCAAUCGACGCGACAUAAAAUCUUUUUAUUUUUUGGAGAAUGCAUUGAGCAUCAUUUGCCAGCCUUGCAAGGACCGGAUCUGAACUUUAUUCCCGGCUUUGUGAACUUUAUGGACGGUGAAAAGGAUCCGCGUAAUUUAUUGGUGGCCUUCGAGCUCAUCCGCGUUAUUAUUGAUAAAUUCGAUAUAUCUCGUCACGUCGAGGAUCUAUUUGAGAUCGUCUUUUGCUAUUUCCCCAUUCAAUUCACGCCUCCUCCCAACGAUCCUUACGGUAUUACCACUGAUGAUCUGAAAGAAAGUCUAAGACGCUGCCUCGCUGCCACACCUUACUUUGCCAAUUUUGCCACUCCUUUGCUCAUCGAAAAACUGGUGACAUGGGCCGGCAGCGCCAAGAAAGAUGUCAUGGACACUAUUGCUCUUUGUGCGUCGACAUAUGGUGCUCACGCACUUUUGCCGCAUGCAUACAACAUGUUUAAUGCGCUUGUCAAAGAGGUGUACUAUGCAUCGGAUGUGGCGAUGGAAAAGGCCGCCUUGGAUACGAUCCAUAGUGUGGUGGCGACCUUGGCUACUGGCAUUAGCAUUGCUAAUAUCCGCGAUCCCGUGGAAAAAGCCAUUGACGCGCUUUUGAAUGAAUGUAUUGAAGAAUUGAAAGAACCGGAAUUAAAGAAAGCCAAAUCGGCCGCUUACAUUCUUCGUGCAGCCGCUUCCGCAUCCGAUCCCGCUUGUACUUCGGUGGCUCAUGCGGCUAUUCCGCUUCUUUAUCAGCAGUUCAAGAUCACGGAUCCUGCCAGUCGACAAAAGGCCAUUCUUGACAUUUUUAUCGAAAUCCUCGAAGCCAGCAAGAGCCAAUAUGGAUCUGUGGAUGAUGUCAAAUCACAACGCGAUCUGCAAACGCCCUUGUUAAUGUACAAGCAGCAAAUUCUCCAAGUGUUUGUUUUAUCACUGAUAGGCAAGCAAGCCACCGAUCGUCAGCUGAGAUAUUCUAGUCUUCAGGGCAUACGACUGAUGGCCAUGGAUAUCACCGUCAAUCACCUGACACGUUUGCUCACCAUCGAUGAUCCACCACUACGAGAACUUGCAUUAUCGACGUUGGUGGUUUUAUCCAAACGCAACCCUACUUCGAUUGCUCGAUACACUUUUCCCGAUCUUAUCAGUCAACUUCCGGAUGGGGAUCAUCCCGUGUUUGAUCAUUAUGCCGAUGCGCUAUCGUCCAUUGAACAUCUGGCCCGAUUACCCUCUCUCUUUACCGCCAUUGUCCAGCCCUUGGUCACUAAAUUUGAUUGGGCGGUUCAGGAACACACAGAUACCAAGGUGAUGGCGUAUGCUUGCGCCCUAGCUAAUUGUAUCUCUCGAUUGUUAUCCGUGGUCAUUACGGAUGCCGAGGUCUUGCAGUUGGGACAAACGAUGCUCUUGCCUUAUAUUUUGACAAACUGCGUCAAAGCCUCUUUGAGUCCACCGACUUGCUCCUGGUAUCUCCCUGAUUCCGUCGUGAACAUUCUGGCCUCUAUACUCGCCAUCAUUGUUAGAAAAUCCAACGCAAGCAUGCAAAAUUCCAUCAUGGCGGAUACUUUCAACUUGUUUGUUCGAGGCGACACGAGUGUAUUGGGGUUACCACCUACACCGACGUUUGCCAACAAACUCUAUGAUCCAAUUAUGGAAGAUUCCAUCCCUGAUAUCACCAUAUUAUUCACAGCGAUUAUAGGCAACAGCCGACGCGAUGUACAAUACCUGCCCGCCGGUGAGGUUGCCGAAUUCCUCGACAAUAUUGUGCACACCAGUUUACGGAUACCGUGCCUGAUUAAAGUGCAAUCACUCGCCAUGGCGACGGCGUGUAUCGUUAAUAAAUAUAUUCGUGAUGAUAUUGUCCCGUCCAUUCGCCGUUUAUUCCUAGAACUCAUUAAUAACUUUAAUACCACGGUGAAAAGUCAACGACAGGGAUCCUUCCUUAUGACGACUUGGUUGGUAAAAGGACUGCUGGUACGAGGCCACAGCCUGGGAUUCGAACUGCUGGACAGUAUCGUGAAUCAGUGUCAAUCGCCCCAUUUCGGAAAGGAGGCGGCCCAAAGUUUCGCAGUCAUUCUACGCCAAGAUGAUUUUUUACUAAAUAAGGCGUCCCAUGCUACACUUUCUAUCUUGUAUAGACAACGCGUUUUCAACCACUGCUUAUCGCCGUUACUGCAAGGCGCGGCUUCCGAAAAUCAUGAAAUCCAAUUCAGCUGUUUGGUUGCAUUAACGGACAUCUUGUCGAGCGUUCCAUCGCAGAUUGCAGCCAAUGACGUGACGAGGCUUAUGCCGUCGAUCAUCGCGUCACUGGAGUUACACGAUACGCACAUGAAUUUGAUCAUGAUUGCGGUGAUACAGAACAUUGUGCCUGCAGCAGCGGGCCCAGCUGCACAACUAGUAGAACCUGUCAUACGAGCAUUAAUAUCACUGACCCGCGAUCGACCCACGGCAGUACGGAUUGCCGCUGUGCAAUGUCUCACUCAUUUUGUCAAGGCAUGCCCAGCCGAAACUGUUAAGCCUUUUGCUGGCAUGGUUGUACGAGCCUUGGCCGCCGUUCUUGAUGAUAAGAAGCGCUUGGUACGAAGAGCGGCCGUGGAUUGUAGGGAACAAUGGUUUGCCAUGGAAUCCCGUUAG